AUUGGCUAAAUAGCUGGUCAUAUAUUUGGUUAGCUUGCUAUAUCAAUAUGAAGCUCUGACGUUGGUGAAAUCAUCACAAAAGUAUCAUAUGCCAGUCCCGUAGCUCAGCUGGUUAGAGCGUUGGACUCCGCGUGGUGAGAGCACGCGUUCCCGGUUAUAACAGUCCGGGUUCGAAGCGCGACGGGCGCUCGACAUUUAUGGGCCUCCUGACAGGUAUGGUUGCGGUUGGUGGCAGGCUGUAGCCAGGCGAAGUCAGCGAGGGGACCGGCCGUGCGCGGCUUUGUGCGCACGUUAAACUUUGGACUCUAAAUUCUGCCAUAGAAUCGGAAUUGCGCGAUCGGAGGGUAGAGGGCAGGGUCAUCGCAACGAGCUUCGCUAAGUGGUGGCUCUGUCCUUGUGAAUCCUUCCCAUCAAAAGGUUUGGACUAAAUUUAUAAAAAAUAUAAAAAAUGUGCCUAAAUUGUCCCUAUCCCUCUGAUCUGAAAGUACCUAAGUAUAAUAUUUUCUCAGAGCUGUUGUCUUGUCAAUGUAUUUACCAAGUAUUUGCAUCAGUUAUGUGGGCUGUAGCUUUUAGUAUUCAAGGUUGAUAUUGAUAUAUUGUCUCAUAUCUCUUCUUUACCCUCAAGAUGUAUUGUACCUACAUGCCCUCAGGGCUCAGAGCCCAAAACAUUAGCUGUCCAGGGCUCGAAUAGUACCAUCAUCAAACUUGGGUUAUGAGUAACUCCCAUUUGGAGCAGACUCAUGCUUUUGGUGGAGUGACCUGUGACUGUUAACCCGCGCCCUGCUGGGGGGGGGCUGUUUUUGGUACACCUUAUCAUACAUCAAUUCUACACAUGUUGUGAAAAGUUCAGACCAAGGUCAUUCAAGGUCAGGUCACCAGGUCACUUGAAGUGACCUCACCUCAUAAAAAGUUUCAAUGUCUGCCAUAGCUACACCGAGUGACCGAUCGCUUUGAAACUUUUAGCGAUUGCUAAGAGCAAUAGCAUGUACAAAAUGUAUAUCUCAGAAGUUUGAUAUCGAUGACCUAAGGUCAGGUCAAUUUUGCGACCUCCCCAUUAUAAGUCACAGGGAGAAAAUUGAAAUGCGCCUCUUUUGGACAAAUGCCAUUAUAAACACUCCCAAACACUGAAUUUCAAGUGGUUUAGACACACUGAACAUGAAAAUGGUGUCUGUGACCCCUGUUUAUGUCCCUGAGGUCAUCUUAGGUCACGAAUGGUAUCUAACAGUUUUUCGCAAAUAACUUUUGAUAGAGGCAUGCUAGAGCGAUGAACACGCCUUAGAUGUGCUCAGCUCGACGAUACGGAUCGACUGAUAUGCAACAUGACCCUUUCCGGUCAGGUCAUGACCUUGACCUGAGGUCAAAUUUUCAAGUUGACCUUUCAAGGUAAAGUUAUAGUUCAUUCGAUGCGUCUUGACAAGAGGAACACGAUGCCGGUAAAAGUAAGCUCGUACAAGGCUUGGGUCAAAAGUUAUUGCAGAAAAACUGUUUCCGAAAAAAAUCGGCUUUUUUGCAGUUUUUGCCCCCUGCAGGCAAAACUGUUGACGUUAGGUCAAAUCUGAGAAAAUUACUCAGAAAGGACGUUAAUAGGGCUAUCGAAUGCGCUUUCCCGCGGCGCUGUAGCUCUAUUGGUUCCCGAGUUAUGCGUUGGCUUCUUGGAAAUUGCCGACAUUCGACCUGGAAAUCGGCAAAAUUUUGCCUUCAAUGACCUCUGGUGACCUGACCUUUGACCUGACCAAAAAAUUGACCGAAGUGAUUUCGUCAUUAUUUGUGGCGCUCUUUCGAACGCCGCCUUCCGCGUAUCGCUACGUGGCCCAGGAGUCGAGUUAGAAGGGGGGUGUGUGUGUUCACACACCCCCCCCCCCCCCCAGCAGGGCGUGGAAAUCCAGGACCCCCAGCCGGGCGCGGGUUAACAGAGGGACGGCCAGUUGCCUGUCCUUUAGGUUAGGCCCACUUCUCUUAUGGGCCAUGGCUAUAUUCCUUGCCAACAGGCACCUAUGUCAAGCUAUGUGAGAUAUUACCACUAUUUUCUAUUUCCAGCCUUCAGCCACUCUUCACAAUAUCCAGCCUUUUUGUGCUCUCUGAUCUGGAAAGUGGACACUCUCUUAUCUGGAAAGUGGACACCACACCAUAACAGAGGUGCACCAUCUGCGUCAGCCAUGUGCUCGGAGGAUGACCCGGGCGGCGGCGAGCCGGUGGGUCCGGUGGUGAGACCCACUGCCGAGGAGCUACUGCGGCCUCCGGAGCGCGACCUGCUGUGUCCGGAGCCCGGCUGCGGCCGCCGCAUGCCGCAGCCGUCCGCGCUGCGCUUCCACCUGCUGCGCCGGCACGGGAAGAGGGCGAUACGCGGCAGCUCGACCGCCCUGCCGCCGACGGCUGUGUUCAUAUGUCCGGAGCCGGAUUGUCUGAGCUCCGGUGUGUCCAAGAAGGCCCAGUUCGGGUCACUGAAGGCGCUCAAACAGCACUACCUGAAGGUGCACGCGCCGCGCACGCUGCUCUGUCCCAAGUGCCAGACGGCGUCGUUCGCCAGCGAGGCGCUAAUGCGCGCUCACUGGCGCCUCUGCGCUGCCGAGUUCAAGUGCAGCUGCGGCGCGCAGUACUCCAACGUGCGCUCACUGCGCAGCCACGCGGCCAAGUACGGUCACAGCACGACGCUGAAAGACAGGACGCAGCUGUUGGGUACCGAAGGUCUCCGUCGACUAGCGCCCAAGCCGUCCCCGGACGCCCUUCACCUGCUCGCCAGUAUCGCCCUGGCCGCCCUGCCUGCCCGAGUCGCUCGUCAAGUGAACACAUGUGACGCUGCCACCCAGACUGCAGCUCGUCGUGCCCCGCGCGGUGGCCGCUCCAGUGGCACACAGACGCGCCUGACGAGCGGUACGGCCGGGCAGACGGCACCGCCGGCCUGUCGCACGGCCGGCUCGCAGUGUGUGGCGGUGGCAGCGGCGUCGGCAGCCUCACAGGCGGGCCCGCCGCUGGUAUGGGGCCUGCUGUGGCCGGCGCCGGCCGCUGCAGCUAGUCUGACCAACUGUCAGACUCAGACGGAGGACAGGCCCAGGCCAGUGAAAAUGGAAAUGGCACAACAGACGAAAGCUGUGCCUUUGGAGCAGCUACUCUGGGAGGCAGGGACUGGCACAUCUGGCCCGACUAACUGUCAAACCCAGACUGAAUAUAGGUCUAAGCAGAGGUAUAAGACGGUAAAGAUUGAAGUGGCACAGCAGACAAAGGCUGUGCCAUUGGAGCAGCUACUAUGGGAGGCAGAGACCGAUUCCUCUGGUCUGACCAGCUGCCAGACCCAGACUGAGUAUAGGUCCAAGCCGGUCAAGAUAGAAACGGCACAGCAGACCCAGUCCGUACCGCUGGAGGACCUUCUCUGGGAGUCGCAGGUCGCUACGGAGGGCCUGACCAACUGUCAGACACAGACUGAAGGCGGUUGGAAGCCGGUUAAAAUGGAAAUGGCACAGCAAACCAAAGCGGUGCCACUAGAGGAGCUCCUCUGGGAGGCGCAGCAGGCUGACAGGCAUUCACUACCACCACAUAAGCCACUCUCAACCCAGCGCGGGCGACAGCAGGCCGAGCUGCGGCCAUCCGAGCCCCUCCUCGCACCGACCCGCGUCCCUCCAGCGGCCGGCUCUCAGACCGAGACGGACAUGCUGUCGGCGGAGACACAGACUCAGGAUCCUUUCGACGUCAUCAAACACAUGCUGCGCUCCGAGGAAGAGCAGCUGCUCUUUCCCGAGCUCUCUGAACUCUCCGGUACGGACAUACAGACGCAGACGCCGUGGUUAACGGACGACUCGCAGACUCAGACACCCUGGUGGAGCGAUGACCGUACUGAUGUGCUCACGUCGCACACGCAGACGGCCCCCGUGACGCACAUGGAAACACAGACGUGUCUGCUGUGUCUGGGACCGUGUGACUGCUGGGGCCCUGAGGCCGGAGCGCUCUGAGUUGGUGAUAUCGUGGACUCACGUGCUAUUAUGGAUGUGUCUUUUUGUGUUACCAGGGGUCUGAUCGUAUGUGAUAUUCUCAUUAGUUCGUUUUUGUUGCUAACUUGUGCGGCAGGUGACCGCAGCUUUAUAUGCAACCAUUGCGUCUAUUUUUGUUAAUAAAUGAUUGAUAUUUGAGAAA
Molecule: messenger RNA, 4125 nt
Organism: Amphibalanus amphitrite
Lineage: Eukaryota; Metazoa; Arthropoda; Thecostraca; Balanomorpha; Balanidae
Exons: 4
Coding region: 1959-3944 (661 amino acids)
Biological process (GO): regulation of transcription by RNA polymerase II
Cellular component (GO): nucleus
Molecular function (GO): transcription cis-regulatory region binding; DNA-binding transcription factor activity, RNA polymerase II-specific
Source: RefSeq, a predicted model, not a curated record